UCUCUAAGGCCACAGUCUAGUCCCUACUACUCCCUAGUAAUGAACCAAGCCAAUAUAAAGUUCAACUCUCCCUACCCUUCUUGGUUUCUGUCCCAAACCAUAAAGGCAAAACUCCCCAACACCAAGUUGGUCUGAGAUAUUGUUGAUCGUCUGGUAACCAUGAAUUCUUAACAGAAAGCCAGUGCAGUUUCCAUAUUUCACUCUACUGCAAGAAAAUAACCACCAGCUGGGUCAGCUGGAAAAGUAGAAGCCACUACUUUUGUGGACUUUGAAAAGUUGAUGACCUUAUUCUGAAUUGUGUAAGAUCAAUCUGAAGUUAUUUGUUUGGAAAUGGCUAAUGGCUGUCAAACACAUGAGGGGGUGCCAGAGAACCUUAGGAAACAGCUUGCUGUUGCUGUAAGGAGUAUCCAGUGGAGCUAUGCAAUUUUCUGGUCACUGUCCACCUCACAACAAGGGGUACUGAAUUGGGGUGAUGGGUACUAUAAUGGAGAUAUCAAGACUAUGAAGACAGUCCAAACCACGGAACUUAAGGCUGAUAAAAUAGGCUUACAGAGGAGUGAGCAAUUGAGAGAACUUUACCUGUCUCUCUUAGAAGAUGAAACCGACCAACAACAACAAGCCAAGAGGCCUUCUGCAGCAUUGUCACCAGAGGAUCUCACUGAUGCAGAGUGGUAUUACUUGGUUUGCAUGUCCUUUGUAUUCAAUCCAGGCCAAGGUUUGCCUGGAAGAGCAUUAGCAAGUGGUCAAACCAUCUGGUUAUCCAAUGCUCAAUAUGCUGAUAGUAAAAUAUUCUCUCGAUCUUUGCUAGCUAAGAGUGCAUCUAUUCAGACUGUAAUGUGUUUUCCCUAUCUGGGGGGUGUGAUUGAGCUAGGUGUGACUGAACUGGUCUCAGAGGACCCUAGUCUCCUUCAACACAUCAAAACCUCCUUAUUAGAAUUGUCAAAGCCUGUAUGUUCUGAUAAAUCUUCUUCGGCUCCUCACAAAGGAGAUGACGAUAGAGAUCCAAUGUGUGCCAAGGUAAACCAUGAGAUAGUGGAUACUUUGGGCUUGGAGAAUCUAUAUUCCCCCUCAGAAGAAAUCAAGUUUGAUCAGGAAGGAAUCAACGAAUUAGGAGGAAAUAUCCGUGAAGAAAUCAACAUGGAUUCUCCUGAUGAAUGUUCCAAUGGUUGCGAGCACAAUUACUGGACAGAAGACUCCUUCAUGCUUGAAGGCAUGAAUGGUGGGGCUUCUCAAGUUCAGAGCUGGCAUUUAAUGGAUGAUGACUUCAGCAAUGGUGUUCAAGAUUCCAUGCAUUCCAGUGACUGUAUCUCUGAAGCUUUUGUGAAUCAAGAAAAGGCCAUUUCUACUCCCAAGCAAGAAAAUGUAAACCACAGUCAUUUGCAAGAACUUCAAAACUCCAAUCACACAAAACUAAGUUCCUUGGAUCUUGGAGCAGAUGAUGUUUUGCACUACAAAAGAAUUAUUUCUGCUAUUCUAGGAAGUUCGGCUCAGUUGAUUGAAAACCGAUGUUUUCACUAUGGUGAUUGCAAAUCCAGUUUUCUGAGUUGGAAGAGAGAAUCAAUUGAUGAUGCUCAUAGGCCACAGGUACAUCAGAGAAUGCUUAAGAAGGUUUUAUUUACAGUCCCUUUGAUGUAUGGUGGUGACUUGAUUAGGUCCCAGAAAGAAAAUGGUGGAAAAGAUUGGCUUUGUAAACUGGAAAGUGAUGAUAUUUGCAUAGGAAAUGUUCUGUCAGAUAAUAGAAGAGAGAAUGAAAAGUUUCUGGUUCUCAGAUCAAUGGUUCCUUCUAUCAGUGAGAUUGACAAAGCAUCAAUUCUCACUGACACAAUUAAAUACUUGAAAGAGCUAGAGGCAAGGGUAGAAGAGUUGGAAUCCUGCAUGGAUUCAGUAGAUUUUGAAGGAAGAGCCCGAAGGAACCAGGAUAUUAUAGAGCAUACAUCAGAUAAUUAUGAUAUCAAAAAGAUUGAUAAUGGCAAGAAGCAUUGGAUUAACAAGAGGAAGGCUUGUGACAUUGAUGAGACUGACCCAGAGCUCAAUAGAGUUGUUCCUGACGAUGGCUUGCCAUUAGAUGUGAAAGUAAGUAUAAAAGAACAGGAGGUUCUGAUUGAGAUGAGAUGUCCUUAUAGGGAGUAUAUUUUGCUCGACGUCAUGGAUGUGAUAAAUAAUCUGCACUUGGAUGCGCAUUCAGUACAAUCAUCUGCUCUUGAUGGCAUUCUGGCAUUGACCUUAAAAUCAAAGUUUCGAGGUGCAGCAAUUGCAUCGGUGGGAAUGAUCAAACAAGCACUCUGGAAAAUUGCCUUCAAGUGUUGAGAAGAAAUGUUGAAGCUGGCUAUUAUCACCUUGUAUUGUAGAAUUUCUCAUAUCAGUAGUAUUAGUUUCUUGAUUUGUUGUGUAAGGUGUAGUUUUAUGCAUAGUUGUAAUUGGAGAAAUUUAAUCUACUUCCUAACAUGCAUUCCGGAGCAACUUCUCAACCUUAAGAGUAGCCAAUAAGCUUGACCAAUGGCUUGUCUAAAUGAUGGAGAACCAAAAACCUGGAUGUACUUUAUGUACCACAAGCUAAUGUAUGGACCUCUCUAUAAAGGGCUCUCAUUUGUAUGAUGUAGUUUGUUUGCUUUUAUUAUGGCAUACAACUGAUAGUUUCCAGUUACAACUCACAACUGCUAAUAAAGUUGAAGUCCCUUUGUUCUUAA
Quercus robur (English oak) is the source of this 2687-nucleotide messenger RNA. Its product is annotated as transcription factor MYC1. Gene Ontology annotation, molecular function: protein dimerization activity. The record is from RefSeq and is a predicted model, not a curated record. Bases 331 to 2307 code for a protein of 658 amino acids. The transcript is spliced from 8 exons. Lineage: Eukaryota; Viridiplantae; Streptophyta; Magnoliopsida; Fagales; Fagaceae.